Messenger RNA from Macrosteles quadrilineatus (aster leafhopper), 1104 nucleotides. RefSeq lists its product as uncharacterized. The coding region runs from base 1 to 1104 and encodes 367 amino acids. Lineage: Eukaryota; Metazoa; Arthropoda; Insecta; Hemiptera; Cicadellidae. The transcript is spliced from 2 exons. The record is from RefSeq and is a predicted model, not a curated record.
AUGAGAGUUCUGGUAACGUGCCUGCUGUUAGCAGGCGUUGCCUGGGCUAAGCCUCAGUACUCCUUCGCCUUUGCCCCAGCGGCUGUAUAUGGAGAGCCUGGAAAGGUAGUUGCUGAAUUUGCGCCGCCUCCACCCCCGCCACCUCCGCCGCCUCCGCCGCCACCACCACCUCCGCCUCCAGAGGCGCCGUAUGCACCUCCACCACAACCGGAGUACGCUCCACCACCACCACCGCCGCCUCCGCCACCACCACCUCCACCACCUCCACCUCCGCCUCCAGAGGCGCCAUAUGCACCUCCACCACAACCGGAGUACGCUCCACCACCACCACCUCCUCCUCCGCCACCUCCACCACCUGUAUAUUAUGCCCCACCACCUGCACCUUAUGCUCCACCGCCAGCUCCAUAUGCACCACCCCCACAACCAGAAUAUGCCCCUCCCCCACCACCACCGCCACCUCCACCACCACCUCCUCCUCCACCCCCACCACCACCACCACCUGCACCUUAUGCUCCUCCUGUAGCUCCAUAUGCACCACCCCCACAACCAGAAUAUGCCCCACCACCACCACCACCACCGCCGCCGCCCCCACCACCACCACCACCUCCUCCUCCUCCUCCUCCACCCCCACCUCCACCAGCUCCAUACGCCCCACCUGCUCCAUAUGCUCCACCUCCACCCCCAGCUUAUGCUCCACCACCACCACCACCUCCUCCACCACCACCACCACCUCCUCCUCCACCACCACCUCCACCACCACCGGCACCUUAUGCACCACCACCUGUAUUUUAUGCCCCACCACCUGCUCCUUAUGCUCCACCACCAGCUCCAUAUGCACCACCCCCACAACCAGAAUAUGCCCCUCCCCCACCACCACCGCCACCUCCACCACCACCUCCUCCACCACCCCCACCACCACCACCACCUGCUCCUUAUGCUCCCCCACCAGCUCCAUAUGCACCACCCCCACAACCAGAAUAUGCCCCUCCUCCACCACCACCCCCGCCACCACCUCCACCUCCACCACCACCACCACCUCCCCCACCACCACCACCACCACCACCCCAACCACAUGCUACUUACGGAGUUCCUGCAUUUUUCUGA